Molecule: messenger RNA, 1095 nt
Organism: Saccostrea echinata
Lineage: Eukaryota; Metazoa; Mollusca; Bivalvia; Ostreida; Ostreidae
Exons: 7
Coding region: 1-948 (315 amino acids)
Source: RefSeq, a predicted model, not a curated record
AUGGAAAGAUCAUUGUUCGUGGUUGGUUUGUUCAUAUAUACUUUGUGGGGAACUCAGGUGCAAUCCUUGUCUUUUGAGUACCUCUCUGAUUUUGUUGUGGAGGGAGGUAGAUCUAUUAAUGUAACUGUCGACGAGACAAAGGAGUUCGACUAUCGCUUGUCACGUGAGUGCCCGUCUAAAUGUAGAGAAUUGGUAAGCAUAAAUAUUUAUCAUUUACGUGAUAAAAGUGUUAAACACAGUAUUUAUUUCAUAUUUCAUGAAGCAGCAGGUGCAGCUUUUCCUGUGACAUUAACUCGUAUCCCGAAAGGCUUUUCUUUGAAAGCCGAAGAUAACGAUGUGGUGGAUCCAUUAUUCGUCAUACGGGUGGAUGUUUACGACAAAACGAAUGCCGUUAAAUCUCUGAAAUCUCUCCGAUUCACUUUUGUCGACAAUGACAGGACACCAGUCAAGAUUAUAGAGGGUUCGUUGGAUCCUCUUCAAGUCACAGUAGUUCAUCCUCCAAAUAUGCCUCAAACCGAAUACACAUUUACAGACGUUCUAGAUCAGAAUUUUAACAAACGAUGGCAGUUGGAUCCUUUGAAAGUAGUAUUUAAUGAAAAUGAGGGAGGUAAUAAGACCUUGCAGAUCUUUCCUAGGGAUGAUAGAAAAGUGGAGGUUCCUACCAAAUACAUUCUAGUCAUUAAAAGACUCUCAACCUGUGAGCCUGUACAACGCUACUAUAAACACGUCGCAGUUGAAGUGAAUGAUAAUGAUGUGGAAGGUGAAUUUAAAAAUUGGUCUUCUUGGUCAGCAUGCACAGUAAACUGGGUGGGACCAUUCCGGGAUUGUUAUAAAAAGCGCACUCGGGAAUGUCAACAUAAAGAAAGUAACUUCGGUGGAACUCCGAUUUGUUCCGGAGCUAGUGUUGAAACAAUAGAUGUGCCAUGUAGCAACUGCACAGCGACGUAGAUCACAAUUGGCUACAAUAUCUCCAGUUGGAAUGCCUGUUAAUAUUUAACAUUUUCUUUUUAAGUUAUUUAUUAUCAAAAAUGUUCAUUGAAUUCCCAAUUUUUCUUUUUAUUUUUGUCUCUAAUGUCUAUAUUCUUAUGAAUGUUG